Messenger RNA from Medicago truncatula (barrel medic), 739 nucleotides. RefSeq lists its product as uncharacterized. The record is from RefSeq and is a predicted model, not a curated record. The transcript has 2 exons. The coding region runs from base 83 to 583 and encodes 166 amino acids. Lineage: Eukaryota; Viridiplantae; Streptophyta; Magnoliopsida; Fabales; Fabaceae.
AAAUUGAAAACCUUAAAUAAAACAAAAGCCUCAGAGUAAAGUCAUUGUCUAAGCAUCUCCUUGUACUUUUCAUCCUAAGACCAUGUCUCUGACAACUAGUUCUCGUGUCUCCAUCUUCAUUCUUUUCCUUGCCUUUGUCUUUCCUCUCUCUUGGACAGUCGAAGAAUCUUCUCUUGAAAAGAUUCUCCGCAACCAUGGUCUUCCAGCUGGUCUCUUCCCUCGAAGUGUGAAAUCAUUCAAAUUUGAUCAUCAAAUGGGUCAUUUAGAGGUACAUUUAGACCGUCCUUGCCUAGCUCAAUAUGAAACCAGAGUGUUCUUUGACACUAUUGUGAAAGCUAACCUCAGUUUCAGACAACUUCAAGUUUUCGAGGGUAUGUCUCGUGAAGAGCUUUUCUUGUGGUUACCUGUUAAAGAUAUCUUUGUUGUGGAUCCAUCUUCUGGUGUAAUUCUCAUUGAUAUUGGUUUUGCUUUGAAGUUUCUCGCCUUCUCUCGUUUUGAUGAGCCACCAAUUUGUAGAUCUCAUCUUGGUCUUUCAUUUCGUAUGGGUGGAAGUAAAGGCACUGCAUUGGAAGAUCAAAGAUAAUAAGAUUAUUCAUGAUCUGUAUGAAAGGAUGGCUUCACCCUUUUUAAAUUUUGGGGGUUUUGUUGUUCAGAAAAAAAUUACAUUCAUAUACAAAAAUUUGCAACUCAUAUAAAUUAUAAAGUAUAAUAAUGCCAUCAAUAGUUGAAUGAUAAUCAA